Messenger RNA from Notothenia coriiceps (black rockcod), 1775 nucleotides. Its product is annotated as eukaryotic translation initiation factor 5A-like. The transcript has 5 exons. NCBI's taxonomy places the organism in Eukaryota, Metazoa, Chordata, Actinopteri, Perciformes, Nototheniidae. The coding region runs from base 119 to 577 and encodes 152 amino acids. Gene Ontology annotation, molecular function: RNA binding; translation elongation factor activity; ribosome binding. Gene Ontology annotation, biological process: positive regulation of translational termination; positive regulation of translational elongation. The record is from RefSeq and is a predicted model, not a curated record.
CCACGAUACGUCGGAAGCGCGGUACCUGCCCUCUGUGCUCCUCCUGCCAUACAAAAGCUCUACGCAUGCGAAGUGACUUUUUUUCCUCUUUGGUAUAAGCAAGGCACGGGAUUUCAACAUGGCAGAUGAAGAUUUCGCUACUGUGAGUUCUGGGGCCUCUGAAACAUACCCACAGCAGUGCUCUGCAUUGAGGAAGAAUGGCUUUGUCAUGCUGAAGGGUCAUCCCUGUAAGAUCGUUGACAUGACUACCUCCAAGACUGGCAAGCAUGGACAUGCCAAGGUUCAUUUAGUUGGACUUGACAUCUUCAAUCAGAAGAAGUAUGAAGAUCUGUGCCCAUCUACCCACAACAUGGAGGUCCCAAAUGUCACGAGGAAAGAUUACCAGUUUUUGGAUCUGGAUUCUGGUUACCUGAGCCUUUUGGAAGACAAUGGAACAACCAGAGAGGACCUCAAACUACUAGAAAAUGAAAUUGGCAAAGAAAUCAAAACGAAGUUCGAAAACGGAGAGUCUUUUGUGGUCACUGUGCUGAAGGCUUGUGGUGAAGAACAAGUAGUUGCCACUAAGGUUAAUAAUUAAAGCGUCCUGGGCACUGCUGGAGACCUCGCACCCCUCAUCUCCAGUGUGAUUUUUGAAGCCUCACCAAAGCUACUGGCCGUGUCUCCAUAUCGCAACUAGUCCUCCGGAUGGGCAACUCAAAUCUGGAGACUGGACUGGAGACGCUUUUUCAACUUUACCUUGGGGUCCAGGCUGACUGGCAUUAUGUUUAAUCAACGAAAUUAUCCGCCUGUAGCCACCCUCUCUGCAAUGGCUACACAUAUUAUUCGAGGAAUUCCUAUCAACAUUCCAGUACUUUUUUUUUUUUUUUUGAGUAUGGGACCUUUUUUUUCUGUAUGCAUUACUUUUUAAUUCCCUCUUUUUUUCUUUCUCUGAGCUUUUGAGUUGGCUGUGAGCAUGUAAUUUAGAGCUUGUUUACAGUUGAGUUACCCUGCUUUCUCCCCUUAGACGUUUUUUUAUCUCUGCGGGCUGACUGCACCUCAAGCGAUCUCCAUCUCUGUUUGGUUGAACUGCAUUGAUGGCCGGAAUAUUCUGCCUUUGACAAUUAAACAUAUGCAUGCACAAAAAUUGACUUGUAUACAGCUAGCCGCUAUGAAUAAUGUAAAGCGCAACAUCUUUUUCUCAUCUCAACUCGACUUCAAAAUAAUCCCCAAGAUCUCUCCUGCAUCUUUCCUGGUCUACACAGGACGGGUCUUUUGUAGCAUUGAUCUCUGGUGUUGUUGGGUGUGGAGAUUUACGUUUUUCCCCUUCUAUGCCACGAAACUUUUUUCUUUCACAUGAGGCCUUUCCGAGCUUACACGUAUAGAAAUUGAUUUUGAAAGAACAAAACACUGAAACCCUUUAGUAUUGGUAAAGCAAAAAUUAAACCUUGGCACACAAUAUUGGAAAUAAAAUAAAAAUAAAACCUAUUUCAAAUUGAAUAAUAUGUAGCCAAAUGAAGAUGGUAUUUCUGCUGUAAUUAUUUUGGUUUUGGUAAACAUCUGGUCCCAAGACGUACUGUAAUACACACAGAACAUAAUGUACACAACAUGAAAACUGACUGUUACCAUUGGGCUGUAUUUUGUGUUGCGGGUGAGGAAAGCAGUUAUAGAAAGAACAUUUGGGAGUUGUAGGUCUGUUUGCAGUUUAACAGGAUUUUUAAGCAUUUUGUGCAGAGUUAACACUUUGUACAGAGUGUGGCUCAAAUAUUUUUUUGAAAUAAAAAUACCAAUAUGCUGAA